Molecule: messenger RNA, 1332 nt
Organism: Neurospora tetraspora
Lineage: Eukaryota; Fungi; Ascomycota; Sordariomycetes; Sordariales; Sordariaceae
Product: kinase-like domain-containing protein
Exons: 4
Coding region: 1-1332 (443 amino acids)
Biological process (GO): signal transduction; peptidyl-serine phosphorylation; endocytosis
Cellular component (GO): nucleus; cytoplasm
Molecular function (GO): protein serine/threonine kinase activity; ATP binding
Source: RefSeq, a predicted model, not a curated record
AUGGCUUCGUCGACGUCUUCCAACGUCGUCGGUGUACACUACCGAGUGGGAAAGAAAAUCGGAGAGGGUUCAUUCGGUGUCAUUUUCGAGGGUACCAACCUCCUCAAUAACCAGCAGGUUGCCAUCAAAUUCGAGCCGCGCAAGAGUGAUGCUCCCCAGCUUCGCGAUGAGUACAGGACAUACAAGAUCCUUGUGGGAUGCCCUGGGAUUCCUAAUGUCUACUACUUCGGCCAAGAAGGUCUUCACAACAUCUUGGUUAUCGAUCUCCUCGGUCCCUCCCUAGAAGAUCUCUUCGACCACUGCAAUCGCCGGUUCAGUCUCAAGACGGUCGUUAUGGUCGCCAAGCAAAUGUUGUCCCGUGUCCAAACCAUCCACGAGAAGAACCUGAUCUAUCGCGAUAUCAAGCCCGACAACUUCUUGAUCGGAAGGCAAGGAACCAAGACCGCCAAUGUCAUCCACGUAGUUGAUUUCGGUAUGGCCAAGCAGUACCGUGACCCCAAGACCAAGCAGCACAUUCCCUACCGCGAGAGGAAAUCGCUUUCGGGAACUGCCCGUUACAUGUCCAUCAACACCCAUCUUGGCCGCGAGCAAUCCCGACGAGAUGAUCUCGAGGCCUUGGGCCACGUUUUCAUGUACUUCCUCCGCGGUGGCUUGCCGUGGCAAGGCCUCAAGGCUGCUACUAACAAGCAAAAGUAUGAGAAGAUUGGCGAGAAGAAGCAGACCACUGCCAUCAAAGAUCUCUGCGAAGGAUUCCCCGAACAGUUUGCCCAAUACCUCACAUACGUCCGCAACCUUGGCUUCGAGGACCAACCCGACUACGACUACCUCCGCGAACUUUUCUCUCAGGCGCUCAAGGAUGCCGGUGGCGUCGAGGACGGCGAGUAUGACUGGAUGAAGGUUAACAAGUCCGACAAGAAGGGGGACUGGGACCGGCCUGGGGCUUUGCACAACCCAAACGCGAGACCUGGGCCCUCAGCUAUGGAGAUCCACAAUUCGAGGGGGCCCACGACCCAUCACGCAAGCGACCCCCGAGCUCAAUUGACGGCCGCUCGUUUAAACGCCCCGCAGCCCUCGCCUCCAGCUCAGCCGGGGCAGCGGGCGAAAGAGCAACCAAACGUCAACGUGCAGAAUAACCGGGCCUACAAGUCCCAACCCACGCCCACCCAGUCGGCGGGAGCUGGGGCGCAACCAUACAACAUGCAGCAGCCUCCGCAACGAACUGCGACAAUGACCCACACUGCCACACAGAACACGAACCCACCACCUUCUAACCAGCAACAGCAACAGCAAGGCGGCAUCAAGGGCAUCUGGAAGGCCCUGUGCUGCAGCUGA